This is a messenger RNA of Hemicordylus capensis (graceful crag lizard), 5594 nucleotides long. RefSeq names its product F-box and leucine rich repeat protein 19 (gene FBXL19). Gene Ontology annotation, molecular function: protein binding; DNA binding; histone demethylase activity. NCBI's taxonomy places the organism in Eukaryota, Metazoa, Chordata, Lepidosauria, Squamata, Cordylidae. The record is from RefSeq and is a predicted model, not a curated record. Gene Ontology annotation, biological process: protein demethylation; regulation of transcription by RNA polymerase II. The transcript has 14 exons. Bases 1655 to 3940 code for a protein of 761 amino acids.
UUGAGGAGGGGAAUGAGACUACAACUCCCACAUUGCAUAGCGCAGCGGCCUUUGCAGCCAUCUUAGCUGUAGUCCAAACUUUACCCUAGUGCCCAUAGAGUCGGGUGCCUCUGGGGAGGCCGAAAAAACUACAAACCCCUUCAGGCAGCGCGCGGCGAGUGCUCGCUUUUGGGCUUCCUGGGGCCGCCAUGAUGGUUUUGUGUGUAUGUGUGUGUGUAUGUGAGUGAGGUGUAUGUAUCAGUAUGUGUGAGUGAGUGAAUGUGAAAGGGAAGGAGGAAGAGGGGAGAAUGAGAGAGACUGGAGGAGGGGGCUCCACCAGCACUGUGGGGCCUAGCUCUCUCCCCUCUGAGGAGCUGUGGGGGGACUGAACCCCACUCCCAAAUUUGCAGAUUUGGAAGGAGGGUCGUGGGUGGCUUUAAAGCCCUCCCUUAUGUGGGGGGAGGGACAGCUGGGCAGCUCAGAGCCCCCUUGAGGGAGAGGGGAGAGGGGGGCACCGGGCUCCCCCCUCUUGAUUGUAGGAAGGGGAGGCUCGAAGUGGGGAAAGGCUUAGAGGGCUCCACCCCACUGAAGAAGCAAGGGUUUUGCAAGGUUAACAGCUUCUCCCUUGCAUCGCUUUGGAGGGAGGCUUCAGAGAUUGCUUAGGGCAGGGGCUGGGCCCCCUUGAUUGGAGGCGGAGGGGGGGAUAGGCCAGAGAUGUGCCUCUAAUGUGAAGGGAAGGGCUAGGGCGAAGAUAAUUUGGGCGGCUUUGGGGGGCAGCUUUCUCCUAGCUCCUUUUGCUGCUCCCUCUGUUUCAAAGUGAAUGGAGAUGUAGUUGUUGGAGUAACAAGCAAAAAAGGGGUGAAGCUCUUCCCCUCCUCCUCCUCCUCCUCCUCCUCUUCUUCCUCCUCCAGUAAGCCCAAAGAGUGGGGAGUGGGCUUAGAGAGGGGAGUGGUCUGCCUACAUUUGAAAAGGGGAGGGUGGGUGUUUAGGCAAUUGAGGAAAAUCUCAGUGGUGGGCAGAAGAGGAGGAGGAGUCAGGAGAAGCAAGGAAGGUUGGGGGGGGUGACUGGAGGUUGCACCGCGCGUAGGCAAUGCCAAGGAUCCAUGCAAAGUUAGGGGUGCAGGGGGUCCCCCAGUAGGCGUGUGGAACAUUGGGGCCCUUUCUUUUCUUUUUUUUAAAUGUACUGCGAGGGGAUCCUCUUUUCCCGCACAUCUUCCCCUUGCUUUCUCCCAAGGGCAAGGAAGGAAGUAGUGGAGGAUAAAACAGGAGAGGGGGUGAGGUGUGGGGAGACCGCUGCCAUGAAUCUGUAAUAGCCUAGUUCAGGAGCUCGCCCUGCCCCUCAUCCUCUUCUCUCCCCCCCCCAUCCUUGUUGGGGGGGACGAAGAGAGAGACAAGAGACACGCACACACAAAUCCUUCAGCAACUGGCUGGAUCUCUUUUUUCUCCCCCCCCCCACCCCACCAUGACAACAAAUCCAGCAUUAGGAUCGCCGUCCACCCCAUGGCCACACAGCAGGCUGCUUAUGGGUGAGGAGGAAUCUUUGGCGGCUGGAUGUGCUUCCCAAAGUGUUCUGACGAAUGUUCUGCGUUCCCGCCCUGCAUCAUUGGCUGCUAAUGGCGAAAAGCCGUGACAUCAUGACACACGCCCAGAGAGUAGCUGAAGCGGGACGUAGCCAAUGUCGUCCAGCAAAGGGGCGGGGGCUGGAGCUCGCCGGCGGCGGACGCGGUGCCGGAAGUGUAAAGCUUGCCUGAGGUCGGAGUGUGGGGAGUGCCACUUCUGCAAGGACAUGAAGAAGUUUGGGGGCCCUGGGCGCAUGAAGCAGUCGUGCCUCCAGAGGCAGUGCACGGCGCCCGUUCUCCCUCACACGGCCGUGUGCUUGGUGUGUGGGGAGGCCGGGAAAGAGGACACCGUGGAGGGCGAGGAGGAGAAGUUCAACCUGUCACUCAUGGAAUGUACCAUCUGCAACGAGAUUGUGCAUCCGGGCUGCUUGAAGAUGGGAAGAGCUGAAGGGGUCAUCAACAACGAAAUCCCAAAUUGUUGGGAGUGCCCCAAGUGCAAGAGAGAGGGCAAGUCCAUGAAAGACUCGGGCGACGGCACGGGGAAGCGGCGCUCUGACAACGGUGAGGACGGUGUCCGGUGGAAGCUGACAGAUGAGCCUGCCCAGAACAAGAAGAAGUUGGCGCCGGCCACCCCUCUGCCCCCGUUGCCCACCGACGAGUCCCAGGUGCAGGCUGGAGCCCACAAGCGCAAGAAGGAGAAGGAGUUGCCGCCCCCGGAUACGGGGCCCAAGAAAAAGUUAAAAGGCACACGGGAAAAGCAUUUGAAGAAGGCUACUGAGCAGCCACCUGACGGGAACAAGUUGCCAUCCAUGCAGACCUGGAGUCGCAUGGGCAGCGGGGACUUUGAGGUGAAGGGCGCCAUCUCCCACCCCUCCAUCCACCUGAACCAGAUCACGGCCAGUGACUUAGAGAAGCCGAAGGUUCCUCCAGGCCCUUUGGAGGCCUCCGCCCAGUCGGACAAGUCCCAUCAGCGAGAGAAGCUGGAGCGCUUCAAGCAGAUGUGCCAGAUGCUGGAGCGGGUGAAGAACAGCAGCAGCUCCAGCUCCAGCUCGGACUCGGACUCCGACACGGACUCGCGGGGCUCGGACGGCUCCAGCGGAGGAGUCUCGAGCCGCGCUGCGUCCCCAGCCACCCGUUCCCAGCGCCUGGCCGCCCUGGGCUUCAGCGCCAGCGAGGAGGAGGAGGAGGAGGAAGAGGAGGAGGAGGAGGAAGAGGAGGAUGGGCGGCGCAAUGGUGGCUCGGAGACGGCGCGCAACGGCAAGCAGCCGAAAACUCGAGGGAACUCUCAGGAGAAGGAGAACAAUCACCGCCCAUCCAGCAGGGGGAGCGAGCGGGCCAAGCAGCAGGCGGGUGGGCGCAAGGCGGGCCGGCCCGCUGGACAGACAGGGCUCCGCAUGGUGGCCCGGACUCAGUUCCUCAACUGGCCCCUGGUCCCCUCCCCUCCCAAGCCUCUGCUGCAGCUGGAGAGGCACGUGGUCCGCCCUCCCCCCGACAGCCCCGAGCCCGACUCCCUGCCCUUGGAUAGCGGCUCCGACCACAUCAUGCAGCGGGACGUUUGGUUGGCCGUCUUCCAAUACCUCAGCUACCGGGAGCUGUGCAUCUGCAUGAGGGUGUGCCGGACGUGGAGCCGUUGGUGCUGUGACAAGCGGCUUUGGACGCACAUUGACCUGAGCCGUCGGAAAUCCAUCACACCCUCCAUGCUGAGUGGAAUCAUCCGCCGGCAGCCAGCCAGUCUGGACCUCAGCUGGACCAACAUCUCCAAGAAGCAGCUGAUGUGGCUUCUCAACAGGUUACAAGGCCUCAAGGAGCUCAUUCUGACGGGCUGCUCCUGGUGCUCUGUGUCGGCGCUCAGCACAGCCAACUUCCCUUCCCUGCGGCUUCUAGAUCUACGUUGGAUCGAGGAUGUCAAGGACUCUCACCUCCGUGAGCUGCUGCUGCCUGCCACAGACUCCAAGCCAGGCCAGACUGACAGUCGGGGCCGGCUCCAGAAUGUCUCCGAGCUGCGGCUCUCCGGGCUGGACAUCACGGACUCCUCGCUGCGCCUGGUGAUCCGGCACACUCCUCAGCUUGCCAAACUGGACCUGAGCCACUGCAACCAUGUGGGCGACCAGUCCGUUAACCUGCUGACCGCUGCUAACUCCCCACUCCGAGAGACCCUCGCUGAGCUCAACCUCGCCGGGUGUAACCGGCUGACGGAUCAGUGUCUGCCCCUUUUCCGCCGCUGCCCACGCCUCUCCCGCAUCGACCUGCGCUCCUGCCACCACAUCACGCCUGAGGCCUGCGCCCGCUUUGCCGAGGACUCGGUCUCCAACAGCACGUCCGUCCCCCCCGCCCCCGGCUCGGCACCCCCCAGGCCUCCGUUCCGUUGCCCCGAGGAGAAAUUGCUGCUGAAGGACAGCUAAUACCCGCCCUGGGGGUGGAGGCGCAGGGAGACUCGGCCUCACCAAUCAGACCGCCGGACACGAACCUUUUUACUUAAAGCCAUGCACUGAACCGGAGUGGCAUCUCCACCCCCUCCACGCGUGUGGCACAGAGGGGUGGAGGGUUGUGCUCCCCACACCGGGCCUGCCAGGGGGCAGGCCGCCUCUUGCUCCAUCCCCUCGUUACCAGGACAGAGCCACGGAGUAAGUGGGGCCCGGGGUGGCCUUGUUGCUUUAUGAUGCUGGGAAAGGCGUAUUCCUCCCACUGUGCACUGCGUCGUCCCGUUCCCCCUCAUCGGUCUGUGCCACGGUUGGUACCGCGCUCUCGGGGUGGGGUGGGGAGAUACUCAGCCUUGAAAUGCUGGCUCAGGAGGAAGGCAGCUUAUUGUAUGGUGUCAGAUUGUUUCCCACCCCACCCCCUCCCCAACACAAAUGUGCACUCCAACCUCAUCCACCCCCCACAUGCUGCCUUUAUGAUUUUGAAAGUGCGUGUGCGCACCCCUCUCUCUCUUCCCCACCCCCCCAUAUCUUUCUCUCAUAUCCAUUCCUCCUUUCUCUACCGUCCUCCUCCAACUGUUGGUUUUCAGUGUGGUUUUAAAGGGGGUGGGGGACCCAGGCAGCUGAUACUUAUAUUCCCCCUGCCCCACCUCACUACAUGCCCACUGAAAUCCUGUCCACCCCCUAACCAUCUUUGCAGCGUGUCGGCUCCGACUUAGCCACAUCUGCGUGGGAUCUGCUCCGUGGAUGCCCCAAAGGUGUGCCCUUUGUAUCCACACAGCGCCCUCGCCAUCUAGAUAAGCAGAGAGCAUUUCCUUCCAUCUUUCCUCCCCCCGCCCCCGCCUUCUGCUGCAGCUGCUCUGUUGUGUGCUGAUGGUCUCCCGCUGACAGGCCCAUCCCAGGAGCUCAGCACAUGUGCCUAACCCCUUGGCCAGGUUGCGCCCAGACACCAAAAUCUUGCACAUGCUGCAAUCUCUGUGUACACUGUCUCAGCUGCUGCAUUUCUGCAACACACGCAAUCUACAUGCGCAUGGAAGCUGCUUGCGCAAAUAGACUCCCGCUCCCCAGCAAAUGAUCCAGCCUCCACACCUGCCUCAUGACCUCCUGUCCUCACUGCUGUCACACAGGCUCAUGCUUCCCUAGUUGCUGGAUACGUUUCGAAGCCUGCCUUGUACAUGAAAGACACUCCAGGGACACCUCCAUAUGCAGAGGUCCACCUUUCCUUCCUGUGUGGGCAUAGACAGGGCCAGAGUGCCUUUUCUUUCCUCUCAUUUUGGCUCGCCAGGAGCACAGCUGUAGCUCUCCACACCCUGGCAGAUUGCCUUGACCCCUGCUUAAGAAAUGGGGUGCAGUCUUUCCAUUUGUGGUGGAUGAGAACCAUUCUAGAAGCUACAUAGAAUGAAUGAGAUCCAAGACUGAAAUGGCAGAAUUCCGCACUGUACCAUUUCAGGGGGUGGGGAGGAAGCAAAUGUUGUUACACUUUUCAAAGCUCAUAUUAUUAUUUAUUUAAGCCUCCCUGCAAACCUUGUUCCCCAAAAACUGCACAACAGGGAAUUUUUUUUAAAAAAUCACUUCUCUUGUAUGUGUGUGCACUCUCUUCCCUGACAUUUAAAAUGGUAAAGACCGGAAUUGUACAACA